Molecule: messenger RNA, 1975 nt
Organism: Zonotrichia albicollis (white-throated sparrow)
Lineage: Eukaryota; Metazoa; Chordata; Aves; Passeriformes; Passerellidae
Gene: IL18
Product: interleukin 18
Biological process (GO): inflammatory response; positive regulation of gene expression; cellular response to lipopolysaccharide
Molecular function (GO): cytokine activity
Source: RefSeq, a predicted model, not a curated record
CCUCUGCUCCCGCCCCGCAUCCCUGCGGCCUCCCGGGGGUGAAGAUGAGUGCUGAAGAGAUUCGGGUGUAUGCAGUAGAACUUGGAAAAAAUUUCUGCCUCUAUUUUGAAGACGACGAUGAGCUGGAGUGUGAUGCCCUGUGCAAGGAAAAGACCCUGCACCGGGUGCUGAGGAACGUGAACAGCCAGCUGCUGGUGGUGCGCCCCGACCUCAACGUGGCGGCCUUUGAGGAUGUGACAGACCAGGAGAUGCAAUCUGGCAAGGGGAUGCAUUUCAGCAUUCACUGCUACAAAACCACCACGCCCUCGGCCGGGCUGCCCGUGGCCUUCAGCGUCCAAGUGGAAAACAAGAGUUACUACAUGUGCUGUGAGAGGGAAUGCGGGAAAAUGAUCGUCAGGUUCAAGGAAGGAGAAGUUCCCAAAGAAAUUCCUGGUGAAAGCAACAUCAUCUUUUUCAAGAAGACAUUUACAUCUUGCUGCUCCCAAGCAUUUAAGUUUGAAUACUCCAUGGAGCAAGGAAUGUUCUUGGCCUUUGAGGAAGAAGGCUACUUGAGAAAAUUAAUCCUUAAGAAACUGUCAGAAGAUGAAGUGGAUGAAACCAUGAAGAUAAGUUUAUGUAAGUUCAGUCAGAAUGAAAAUCACAACCUAUGAUGGGACACCUCAACAGUUUUAAAAUACAGUUUGUUUUUUUUAUAUAAAAUAAACUUUUGUCUUUCUUUAUCCUAAACAAGUCAGUUUUAUGUUUUAACUGCUGUCAGUACUCAUUAAAAAAAUAAAUGCAAGUUUUUGGCAAAAGGCCAAGCAUGUUUUCCAGUCAGACAGAAGAGAACUACACACUGAAGAAACAAGAAUGUCCAUAAUGUCAAUACAGUCCUGGAAAAUUUGAUCCCUAAAAUCUUUCAUGCCUAAAUUCCUAAAAUCUUUUAUGUCAACCCAACAGCUUUUGCAUUAGGUUUGGACUUCUACAUUGCCAAACCUCCCAGAUAAUGAAUUUCUCACCCAGGCAGCCUAAACACCACAUCCAGCUGCAUCCUGUGUGAGGAAAUCUCAGACAUUUUCCAUGAGAGACCCUCAGCUCGCCCACAGGGACUUCCCCAUGACUCACCAUCUGCCUGCUCCUCCUCCUGGCACUCACACGUGCUGGCAUUUAAACCAGCCCACAGCUCCAUUCUGGCCACAACACCAUCAAAAAACUGGCCAGCUACCUGCUUUUGCUAAGAAAUAAAAUUUCCAAUCCACAUGAAAAAGAAAAAAACCCUCCAAGUCUUGCAGCAUCCAAACAGUGACUUGGUUGUUCUGUUCAUUGCAGAGUCACUGAUGGUAACACAAAUUCUCUUCCUCUCACUAUUAACAGUGCCACAAAAGUGCCAUGAGAGUGUGGAGAGAGUUCUCCACUCCUUGGCAAUGUGAAAGUCAGACAGGAUGCAGCAAAAGUUAAAAACCACAAUCUCAGUUCCUCCCUAAAAAUCCCUUGAAGAACAGAACAUUUCCUCAGCCUCCUCUUCAUUGUCUUUUCUGUCACGCAGCACAACAGAGUAUUUAGAAAAUAAACCUCAAAAAAGAACAAAUAAAACCUUGAAAGUCAAAUAUUCCUAAAGUCAAUCUGCAGAAGUAUUUUUAUUCUUGCCGUGUUUUCUAAGGGACAUUAAUUAUCCUUGUGUUAAGUCAAGUCUAAGUCAUCUCUAAGUAUUAAUCCAUACAAAUAUUCUUCAUUUUAUGAAGUAAGGCAGAGCAGACCUAUCAACAGAGAAAACAUUUUAGGCAACCCAAAGCAGUAAAAAUGGUUCAGAAGCACACACAAAAUUUCUGUAAAUUCUUUAUUGCAUGGAAUCUGAAAAAAAAGUAUUCCCUUUUCUACAUCAGCUCCCAGGGUCCAAAGAGUUACAGGGUCUGCCUUACACACUGAUGUCAGAAGAAACAGUUCAGUUUUCCACAAGGCAAUUUGUUUUACAGAACAGGAAACCAACCAACAGUUA